AUGAAGCUGCUGCACAUCCUCUGCGCUCUCCUGACAAACUGUGCCCUGAUCUGGGCUGCCAGUGAGGAAGGAUCCGCCUCGAGUGAACAUGGACGGGACUCGAGGCUCCCAAAGCAGAAUCAGCAUAAUCCGCAUAGCCAGCAUAAUCCGCACAGUCCGCACAAUCAGCAUAGUCCCGGAUUCAAGCUGAUUUCCUUCGACGCUGUGGGCAAGCACGUUGCCUUGGGAUUGGACUACCUGGUGCCCUUCCUGGAGGUGCCCGUCAAGCGGAAACGCAAUGCACCACCAAAGCCCCUGGUCAUAAUCAAUUCCGCGGCCGUGCUCAGCUGCGGACUCGUGGCAGCCGGGGGACUCCUCGUUGGACACCUGAUCCGCAGCAUGGGUCUGGAGGCCAUCACCGAGGAUGAGCCCCCCACGAGUGGGAGGCCAAAGUCCUCGGAGGAGGAAGCACCGGCCACAUCCGACGCCGGGCACAAUGCCACGGCUCGCGGUCUCUUGGACAAGGACCGGAGCUUCCUCGAGUUGUUCGAGAAUUUCAAGCUCGUUUACCGCAACGAAACAGGCGAGCGAGUGGGUAGCAGCCUUCCGAGUGUGAUCAGCACAGUGGAGCGAGCGUACUUCAAGAACGAGGUCGAUCUCUCCGCCUGCCUUCUCAAGUCCCUUUGCACGCUGACCUUCAAGGCGAGCGACAGGGUGCGGAGGAGCCAGGCCUCCGACAUGGACCACGUGCUGGAUGCGGCCACCAACUGGACCUGGCUCCUCACCUGGCUGGAGCAGUCCACACUUCGCGAGGCCAUUGAGGCCGGCAGGGAUCCCAGACCAUCUCACUGCGCCUCCAAGUAUCCUUACUGCAGAUGGGCGGCACCGGAGGAGCGAAUCCUGCAACUGCUGCAAAACCACGUGAUGUUCAAGUGA
Molecule: messenger RNA, 915 nt
Organism: Drosophila persimilis
Lineage: Eukaryota; Metazoa; Arthropoda; Insecta; Diptera; Drosophilidae
Exons: 4
Coding region: 1-915 (304 amino acids)
Source: RefSeq, a predicted model, not a curated record